AUGAUUUCCGAUCGAAUUCACAAGAGCUGGGUCACCAAAAUCGUCAAGCAGACCUCCUUCCUCCAGAAAAAAUACAACUCCGCGGACUGUCGAAAAUACGGAAACCCGAAUCAAAGUGAUGUCAGCGAUAAAUGGCGAAACCGAGCGCAUAGAAAAUUCGAUACAUUGGAACUUCGCGUCUGCAAGCACCUGUACAAGGGACUUGUGAAGACGAAAGAGACGGACAAUCCGUACAAGGACAACUCCGGAUGCGACUCGAGCUUAUUCAAGGAAAAAGUCAAGGACGAAAAGAGACGACUCAAACAGGAAGAGAGAUUAGAAGCGAAAGGCAAAGGGCGCUAA
Messenger RNA from Oikopleura dioica, 342 nucleotides. NCBI's taxonomy places the organism in Eukaryota, Metazoa, Chordata, Appendicularia, Copelata, Oikopleuridae. The record is from the annotation of a GenBank genome assembly.